This is a messenger RNA of Erigeron canadensis, 874 nucleotides long. RefSeq names its product probable glutathione S-transferase. NCBI's taxonomy places the organism in Eukaryota, Viridiplantae, Streptophyta, Magnoliopsida, Asterales, Asteraceae. Gene Ontology annotation, cellular component: cytoplasm. The coding region runs from base 52 to 723 and encodes 223 amino acids. Gene Ontology annotation, molecular function: glutathione transferase activity. Gene Ontology annotation, biological process: glutathione metabolic process. The record is from RefSeq and is a predicted model, not a curated record. The transcript has 2 exons.
AUAUAUACACACUUCACACUUGCACAAAAUAGUGAAUAUCACCAAAUAAUAAUGGAGAAAAAAGAACUGGUUCUACUUGAUUAUUGGGUAAGCAUGUUUGGCAUGAGAGUCAGGAUCGCUCUUGCAGAAAAGGGUAUUUCAUACGAGUAUCGUGAAGAGGAUCUGCUCAAAACCAAAAGCCAGCUUCUUUUGGACAUGAACCCGAUUCACAAAAAGGUCCCGGUUCUCAUCCACAACGGCAAACCCAUAUGUGAGUCUAGCAUCAUCGUCGAAUAUAUUGAUGAAGUUUGGAAUGAUAAACCUCCGUUGUUUCCUUCUGACUCUUAUUGCAAAGCUCGUGCCAAGUUUUGGGCCGACUUUAUCAACAACAAGCUAUACCAAGCUGGGAGGAAGCUUUACACUACAAAAGGCGAAGAACAUGAAGCGUCAAGGAAAGAGUUCAUAGAUUGCUAUAAAUUGUUGGAAGAAGAGCUUGGAGACAAGCCUUACUUUGGAGGUGAAAGUUUCGGGUACCUUGAUUUAUCUUUAAUCCCGUUUUACUCGUGGUUUCAAGCUUAUGAAACCUAUGGGAAGAUCAAAAUCGAACAAGAAUGCCCGAAACUGAUUGUUUGGGCUAAAAGGUGCAUUCAAAACAAGGAAAGUGUUUCUAACACUCUUCCUGACCAUGAAAAGGUCUUUGCCAUUGUUCAACAAAUUAGGAAAAGAUAUGGACUAGAUGAUUAGAACUUGUGACAAUAAUAGAGAGAUAUAUAUGUGGUGGUAUUUUCGCUUUGGGGAUAAAAAUUAAGUACAAACACUUGGUUGUGUUUUCUAAGUGAUUAUCUAUAUAUGUUUCACUUAUAAUCAAUAAGAUUUAAGCUGUAUUUAAUUUUAA